GCUUCAACCAGAAACUCCAUGAGCAACACCUUGAAUUCUCCAAUUCUUCUUUCCCUACUCCUGUCCCGCCCUUCCCCUCAAUCGGCGAUGCCAUGUCUCUCCCCGGCCUAGACCUUACCCAGCCCUCCGGGGACCGCGAGUUCGCCCCCGUCCCGCCAUCCCAGAUUAGUCUCUCCAAGGGCUCCGAGUGGCGGUUCGAAGUUGCCUUUGGCACGACCGUCCGCGUAAAGCUUCUAGCCGGAACCGCAGAACUCUUUGGCACCGAACUAGCCCCCUCUCAAACCUACACCUUCUCCGGUACCAAAGCCGCAAUCUACACCUGGCACGGAUGCACAUUAGAAGUUAGCGCCGGAGAGACUCUCCUCACUCUGGAUGGUCUCGCCCCAGGAGGCACAAAUGGAGCGACUGUGCGCGGACUCGGCGCGGGCGGCUGUCAGAGCGAAUACGUGGCGGAGGAGACCCCGAUGAUUGAAUACGCGAACGUGCAUUUUGCGCUGGAGUCCCUACGACAGGAAGCUAAGGCGACGGGGAAGGAUGGACCGCGGGUAUUGGUUCUGGGACCUGAGGAUGCGGGGAAGACAAGUUUGACGAAGAUUCUGACGGCCUAUGCGACGAAGAUUGGACGGCAGCCAUUGGUGGUUAACCUGGAUCCGACGGAGGGGAUGCUUAGUGUGCCGGGUACGUUGACGGCGACGGCGUUUCGCACAAUGAUUGAUGUGGAGGAGGGCUGGGGGAGUAGUCCUAUGUCGGGACCGAGUGCGGUGCCGGUCAAGUUGCCGUUGGUGUAUUUCUAUCCGAUGCAGAACCCGCUCGAGGCGGAUGGGUCGAUAUAUAAGGCGAUUGUGUCGAGGCUGGCGCUGUCGGUGACGGGGAGGAUGGCGGAGGAUGAGGAUGCCCGGGAGACGGGAAUUAUUGUUGAUACACCGGGAAUCUUGAGUCAGAGCAAGGCUGGGAAUGUGGAAUUGAUCAAUCACAUUGUGACGGAGUUCGCGAUUACGACGAUUCUGGUGAUUGGCUCAGAGCGGCUGUAUAGCAUCAUGAUGAAAAACUUCGACAAUAAGCCUACGGCGAGUGCUUCGGCGGCGGCGUCGGACGAGCGCAUUUCGGUGGUCAAGCUAUCGAAGUCCGGGGGAUGUGUUGAUCGUGAUGCGGCGUUUAUGAAGGCUGUGAAUGAGUCGCAGAUCCGGACCUACUUCUUCGGCAACCCGAUCCCUUCGACGGCAUCGGCAGCGCUGUCGCUGUCUGCGUCGUCGACGACGAACGUAACGCUGUCGCCGCAUGCUCAGCAAUUGGACUUUGGGGCUUUGUCGAUCUACAAUUACACGAUCGCGUCCCUGGAUGACGAUGAAGAUGAAUACGAUCCGUCACAACUUGGUGCCGGCGACGCAUUCCUCCCUGGUGGCAGUAAUGACAUGGACCAGACUUCGCAGAAGGAAGAGAGCCCGGCUGCUCCGAUGCUGCCGGGGAUUACUGGCCCGGCGAAAGAAACGGUGUCGCCGGCAGGGACAUCAAGCGUGCCGUUGAAGAAGCUCACGCCGCCGGCGCCAACCGGGCUGGCCAAUUCCUUGUUAGCCAUCACACAUGCGGGACCGACGGCCAGUCCGGCGGAAGUGCGCGAUGCCAGCAUCAUGGGAUUCCUAUAUGUGGCGGACGUGGACGGCGAGAAAGGCAAGAUCCGGGUGCUGGCUCCGGUGGGAGGACGAGUGCCAGGGCGGGCGAUUGUGUGGGGGAAGAAAUGGCCGGGGGAGGUCGUAGGAUUAGUGGGGUGAUGAUGUACUCCGUAUACAAUUGCAGUAUGGAGUUUGGAGUGUUGGUUCAUAUAAUUCAGAUGCAAUACUUGAUGUCUUAAGUAUACAGUGGGCUGCCGUAAGAUGG
This is a messenger RNA of Aspergillus sclerotioniger CBS 115572, 1875 nucleotides long. RefSeq names its product cleavage polyadenylation factor subunit CLP1. Gene Ontology annotation, cellular component: nucleus; mRNA cleavage factor complex. The transcript has 3 exons. The coding region runs from base 93 to 1769 and encodes 558 amino acids. The record is from RefSeq and is a predicted model, not a curated record. NCBI's taxonomy places the organism in Eukaryota, Fungi, Ascomycota, Eurotiomycetes, Eurotiales, Aspergillaceae. Gene Ontology annotation, biological process: tRNA splicing, via endonucleolytic cleavage and ligation. Gene Ontology annotation, molecular function: polynucleotide 5'-hydroxyl-kinase activity.